This is a messenger RNA of Dracunculus medinensis (Guinea worm), 1605 nucleotides long. Lineage: Eukaryota; Metazoa; Nematoda; Chromadorea; Rhabditida; Dracunculidae. The record is from the annotation of a GenBank genome assembly.
UUUUAUUUUAGGUCUGAAACAAGUCAAAGCGAUUCACAUACGCCGAUGAAAAUAUUUCAGAAACGUUAUCGUACGAUUUCUGGAUCGAAAUCUGAAGAUCAUUUAUUUACAACUGAAAAUGGACGCCGAAUUUAUACGAAAGGCCGUCCACCGUGGUAUAAUAAAGAAGGUAAAACCUUAAAACAGCCUUAUGUUAUUGGUAUAUGUGGUGGUUCAGCAUCGGGAAAGACAACAGUAGCUAAAAGAAUUAUCGAACGCUUGGAAAUACCGUGGGUCACCGUUUUAUCAAUGGAUUCAUUUUAUAAGGUUCUUAGUGAAGAGCAGCAUGAAUUGGCUGCGAUACAACAAUAUGAUUUUGAUCGGCCACAGGCAUUUGAUUUUGAAUUGUUAUACGAAACUCUACGGCGUCUUCGUGUUGGCAAGAGUGUCGAAGUUCCAGUGUAUGAUUUCACUACCCAUCGUCGUGAUAAACAACCAAAAUUAAUGUAUGGCGCAGAUGUUAUUAUUUUUGAAGGGAUACUUGCUUUUUACGAUCGAAGAAUAUGUGAUAUUAUGGAUAUGAAGGUAUUUGUGGAUACUGAUGCAGACGCACGCCUUGCACGCCGAAUGCAACGGGAUAUAGAAGAACGAGGUCGUGGUAUAGAUGGAGUAAUAGAACAAUAUUUUAAUUUUGUAAAACCUGCUUUUGAUCAAUAUAUUGCCCCAGGAAGGAAUAUCGCUGAUUUAAUUGUUCCUCGAGGUGGCGAAAACGAAGUUGCAAUUGAUUUAAUUGUAAAACAAGUUAAAAAACAAUUAGCUGUCAGAGGUUAUGAAAUUACAAGGAAUUCAAAUGUACAGAGAGCAGAUAUGGUUCCAAAACCUUUGCCUUUGCAGCUUCCUCAAUCACUUAAAAUCGUCGAACAAACUGUUCAAGUUCGUGGAUUGCAUACUUUUAUAAGAAAUGCCGAGACCGCUAGAGAUGAAUUUAUUUUCUAUUCUGAACGGUUAAUGCGAAUUUUGAUAGAAAAUGCAAUGAAUCUCAUGAAUUUUUCUGAUGUUAUAAUCACAACACCAAAUGGGAUUUCAACCAAGGGUAAACGAAUUACUGAUGAAAUUUGCGGUGUUGCUAUUAUGCGAGCUGGUGAAACUAUGGAAAAUUCAUUACGAGCUGUAGUAAAAGAUUGUAAAGUAGGAAAAAUUCUUAUACAAACAAAUGAUAAGACAAUGGAGCCGGAAUUGUUUUAUCUUCGAUUACCUGAAAACGUCCACAAGCACAAAGUCCUUUUAAUGGAUACUACAGUUGCUACUGGUGCGGCUGCAAUGAUGGCUAUAAGGGUAUUGCUUGACCAUGAUGUCCUUGAAGAGAACAUAAUUCUUAUUUCGCUCCUUAUGGCUGAAUCUGGUGUUCACUAUCUUGCCUAUGCUUUCCCCAAGGUAACAUUAUUAACAACGGCUGUUGAUUCAUACAUCAAUGAAUCUUAUUAUUUAGUUCCUGGCUUGGGUAAUUUUGGUGAUCGUUAUUAUGGUACUGAAAAAUAUACAGUUCACAGUAAUAAGUCCUUUGAAAAGAAUAAUUCGGACGAUAGGUUUAAUUGUGACAUUCAUUUUUCUUCAGUGCCUAAAUGA